AUGUAUUGCUCAAGAAUUUCAAAUUUGCCAUUUUUGUAUAAACCAGAUGGCAUCUAUCAAUCCACCACCAAGAGCCACUUUAGACUCAUUGACAGAACCUCCGUCCCUGCCAUUCAGCCUAAGAUAACCAACCUCACAAUGCAAAGGACAAACUUUAAAAUGACUUCUGAGGACAGGAGUGGCGACUUUGUGACCACUCAUUCUGAUUUCAAGUACCUGCCCAUGUCUAAAGCCAAACUUGUUCGACCAGUUACCAAAGUCAGAAUAAGUGUGCCGGAGGGAAAAUAUCCCGAGCCGACAUACAGAUCCAGUUACACCAAACAAGAGGUGUCUCCAAUCCUUAUUGCAAAGGAACCAGGGAGCGCAGGUGUUGGAUCAAGUCUAAGGCAGGAGAAAAAGAACAGAUAUGACUGUAGUUAUCAAGAGCAGUUCCUGUACAGCGGGUGUCCUCCUCUUUCUCCUCUGGAGUCCAUAGAGAAGCAACGAGUUCAGUAUUCAGCUGUACCAAUGGGAGACCGAGAUAAAAUACAAGACAAGCAAACAACUUAUUCCAGCUUUUUCAGACAGUCAGGUGACCACAGUCCUGAAACUCUGCUUUACAAGAGAAAGAAACCUCAGCCUUUCAAGCUUCGGGAACUUCAUGAUGAUGAAUGGAUUACAAAAUCAUCCGAGGAGUUUCCUUCACACAAAUGCAGCCCUGUUCACCUGGAGCGCAGAUGCCCGACUCUCAGCUCUGUGUUCAAAGGAGAGAAACUUACAGGCAACCAGGAGAGACUGUCAACAACGAACCAGUCCUUCCUCUCAGAGAUAAACCGCUCAGAGUUCCCAGUGCAUGUGGAUGGACCCAGUAUCAGGACUUUGAGCAAUGUUACAUUCGGGAGGCCUGAUCUGGCUGGAAAAUACUACAGCACAGCAUCACAAGAGCAGUUCCCAUCCAAAGAAGUGCUCCGUCCCAAGCCACCGGUUUACCCACUUAGCCACGUGCUGCUUGAGCAAGAGUCGGAUCGGAUGCUUACAACCAUGCAAAAAGAUUUUGUCCCCCUGAACUCCAGAAGACAGGAACUGAGCCCUAGUCAGCUUCAGCGGGUUAAAGACAGCCAUAUCAGGCCCCGGCACAGCAAACAUGACUUCAGGACGACGCACAAUGAAACUUAUAUGUCCAAACCCUACUGCAAGGCAUCCCAGGACAACCCAUCCCUAAGAAAUAUCAGCCAUAUGCCAUUUUAA
Molecule: messenger RNA, 1227 nt
Organism: Sinocyclocheilus anshuiensis
Lineage: Eukaryota; Metazoa; Chordata; Actinopteri; Cypriniformes; Cyprinidae
Exons: 8
Coding region: 1-1227 (408 amino acids)
Source: RefSeq, a predicted model, not a curated record